Molecule: messenger RNA, 579 nt
Organism: Pipistrellus nathusii (Nathusius's pipistrelle)
Lineage: Eukaryota; Metazoa; Chordata; Mammalia; Chiroptera; Vespertilionidae
Source: the annotation of a GenBank genome assembly
AUGGCACCCACACCAUGGGGUGAGUGGAGCAUGGCCCUGUCCCACCUGGCGCUGGGAGUGGUGUCUCUGCACGCAGCCCUGAGCACUGCCCAGGCCAGCCGAGGGGCUGCUGCUGGCUUCCUGCUCCAGGCCGUGGCUGCCGCCACCAUGCUGGUUCCAGGGCUGGGCUCGGAUGAAGAUGGUCUUGCUGGAGCCUGGGUGGCCACUGUCAUUGGCCUGCCCCUUCUGGCCUUCGACUUCCACUGGGUGAAUGGGGACCGCUCCUCUGCAAACCUGCUCCUGGGAGGGGGCAUGGUGCUGGCCGUGGCUGGCGACCACCUGGGAGCGGAGGGCCGUUCAGUGGCCGGUCAGGCGGUGGUGCUGGUGGUGGCGGUUACUAUUCUCAUUGUAGCCGUGUUCACAACCAACACUUACGGCAUGUGGGGGGGCUUGAUGCUGGGUGCUGCAGGCCUACUGGGCCGGCUGGAGGAGGACAGGCUGCUGCUGCUGCCGAAGGAGGACGUCUGCCGCUGGGUCCUGGCCGCGGGCAGUUGGGCCUACCACCGGGCCUUGCACACUCAGCGCCUGCAGUGGGAGUGA